AUGGCUUCCGACUCCGACGGACUCACUGUCGGGCCCACUGCUGCCAUGGGUCUCGGCCACGCUCCUCGGGCCAGCUUGAUGGGUAUGCCGACCGAACUGCUUCUCCAAAUCGCAGAGGCGGUCACCGACAAGAAAGGCAUCAUGAGCCUCUGCCGCACCUCUCGCCGCCUCUCCAGUGCCGCCCAGCCGGAGCUGUUCAAGCGUUUUCCUAUCCACAUCCAGCGUCAGGCCUACUACACCUCUUUCCUCAAGACCAUCACCAUGCGGCCCUCCCUCGGUGCCCAUGUCAAGGAGCUCCACUUCUGGCUGUUCAAGAGACAAGACCCGAAUCCCGGCUGCUUUGACUGCGAUGAAGGGGACAUCAUCUGCGGCAUGACCUAUUGGUACCACCCUUCGCCGCCGCGUGUGGACAUUGCGCGUGCGACGGCCCUUGCGGCUGAAGUGGGAGACAUCGAGAGCGAGCUGCACGCCGGCCUCGAGGACAACGACGGCGAGGCCAUCUUGAUCAGCCUCCUGAGGCACUUGCCCAAGCUCCAAGUUCUGAGUGUCUGGUUGGACGGCUUCAACCCGGGCUCCGCGCCCGAGCCGCGUCUCCUGGCCAACUUCUUCCUCUCGCUUGCUGCUGCCAACCAGGACCCGUCAAAGCCUUUGGUGAACUUGAAAAGGGUGACCUUUGCCACCCCGGACUACUACAAACCGACCUGGGAUCAUCUCUGGAAUGCUCUGGCCCGUUUGCGCAUGAGUAAUCUGCUUUGGAAGGCUCAAAAGAGGCUCAGGGUUAUGGCCUUCGUCAGUAUUAGCGACCCUAAGGAGAGAGCCCGGAUGUACAAGUACGGAAGAUAUUCGCAGCAGGCAACGAGGAUGUCAUAUGCCUAUCUUUUGGACUACGCACGGAGGUGCUAG
This is a messenger RNA of Lasiodiplodia theobromae, 903 nucleotides long. RefSeq lists its product as uncharacterized. The transcript has a single exon. Lineage: Eukaryota; Fungi; Ascomycota; Dothideomycetes; Botryosphaeriales; Botryosphaeriaceae. The record is from RefSeq and is a predicted model, not a curated record. Bases 1 to 903 code for a protein of 300 amino acids.